AUGGACAGGGAUGAGCUCUUUAAAAGAGGUGAAGCUUUACACGCAGCCUGGCCUGUAUCCCGGGACCGGCCGCUGAGCCAGAGAGACGGGAUUCUGUCCCGGACGUAUUGGGCUGGGCUCCGGGAGCGGGGGCAGGGGCAGGGCAGUGCUGUUCCGGAGCCCGCGCCCCUGCCCGGCGCUCCGCGCUGCUCCGGCUGUGCCCGGGGUGAGCGGCAUCCUCCGGGCCCGGGCUCCGGUCGCCCCCGGCCGCCUCCGCCGUGCGCCCCGCGGCUCUCCGGCCUCGCACCGCCCGGCCUGGAUGGAGGAAGUCUCAAUAUGCAUCACCAAACCCAAGCUCCAAAGACAAGUGCCAACAGCUGUCGAAGCAUAAAGGUAGCGUACCUUUUUUCAGCAUCUUUGAAGCCAUGGGAGUAAAAACCAACAGGCCUCGUCGGACCCUCAGGGCCCCGCUGCCAUAUGCGUACUGACAGCCCUGAGGAGGCAAAUCCCCAUUCCACCCGAAAAGGAUCUGUAGGAUGAAUAGGGCCCAGGGCCUGGUGAGCUGUUGCUUCAAAAAUCAACAAUUGCAGUGCUUCUUCUUGAGAAGCAGUCCAUUCCCAUUUUAUCCCUUUUCUCAGCAAGUUAUAAAGAGGUCUGGCAAUUAUGGAAAAAUCUGGGAUGUGUUUUCUCCAGAACACUAAUAAUCCUAAAGCAUGUUGGCAAUCUUUUUCGGAUUCAGGCAUUUUUAUCUGAUCUAAAGAGGUUAGGGUAUCAGGUGGGAUACAUGUCAUACCUCCUUUGCACCAAAUUCCCCAAAAUUUCACUUCAUGUGAAGGGUUUUGGAUUUUUUCUGAGGGAAUUUGCAAAUCACGGCUUUCUAAGUGAGAGAUUAUUUUCUGUUGGGUAUCUCUCACUUCUUCUAUUUCAUCUUCUCCCACAAGGAUAUCAUCAAUGUAUUGAUAAACAGCCACAUUGUCAGCUUUGGGUAUUUUUUCUAACUCUUGGGCGAACUUGUGAUGAGCCAGGGUAGGAGAAUGUUUGUACCCUUGGGGAAGCCUAGUGAAAGUGUAUUGCUGUCCUUCCCAUGUGAAAGCAAAAGGGUCCAUAUCUUC
Molecule: messenger RNA, 1091 nt
Organism: Corvus hawaiiensis (hawaiian crow)
Lineage: Eukaryota; Metazoa; Chordata; Aves; Passeriformes; Corvidae
Product: protein shank-like
Exons: 4
Coding region: 1-414 (137 amino acids)
Source: RefSeq, a predicted model, not a curated record